CAUAUAUGCUGCCACCAAUGGACAGAUGGCAUACCCAGUGUACACAGUGGGCGAAACUGGGACAAUGUACACCCCAGCAUCUGGCCAGUACUACUCCGGGAACACCACCGCAGUUACAUAUAGUCAGGUGGCAAGUAAUUUGACACAGGGAACUACUGCAGGUCAGCUGCUGGCUCAGGGGAACGGUGCCUACCUCAUCCAGCAAGGCAUAGAUCCAGAUGCUGCGCAUACCCUCAUUGCCGCCCAGAGAGCUAGUCCGCAGACAGUAACAGCUUGUGUUCCUUACCCGGCCAGUCUUCCAUUUCCUCUCCAAGCGCUACGAGCAACUAACAGGUAUGCUCUCCUUCACUCACUCUGUCAGGAUGCUGGUGGGGUGGCGUAUAUAGUCCCAGGGACUUCAACUACUAACCCUUCUUCUCUGGAUGGUGAAGGGCAUCCGAACCUCUCACACACCACCCGUGUCUCGCCGGCCACUGUUCAAUGGCUGGUGCAAAACUAUGAAGUGGCUGAGGGCGUGAGCCUCCCUCGUUCUACAUUGUACAACCAUUACCUCCGUCACUGCAGCGAAAACAAAUUAGAUCCUGUUAAUGCGGCAUCGUUUGGGAAGCUCAUCCGUUCUGUUUUUCUUGGCUUGAGAACCAGAAGGCUUGGAACAAGGGGUAAUUCGAGAUAUCACUAUUAUGGGAUUCGUGUAAUACCUGGAUCAGCAUUAAACCAGCUGUCGGAGGACGGAACGUCAUCAGGUGGUCGCCAGCAACCGUCAUCACAGAAACGCUAUAAAUUGCUGUCAGGCACAGGUGGUAAUGGGAAUGGUGGUGCUCAGAAAAUAGAAAGCCAGUAUGAGCAAAAUACCAAUCACUCGGCCAGCUCGAAUCACUCAAGUUCAUCACCACAGCAUCCUCAUCACCAUCAGUUCCUAGGUGAUGGUUCAGGAGCAAUACCUGACUUUCCAGAAAUAGAAUUUCCGCCAGGACUUGUCCUACCCGAGGACUGCACAUUGGAAGAUGUGGACACAUUACGUAGUAUCUACAGAGAACAUUGUGAGGCAAUCCUGGAUGCAGUACUGAACCUGGAAUUCCAAACAGUUGAGAGUUUGUGGAGAGAAUUUUGGCGAAGUCAGGAUAACAACAAUGGAGACGAAUGUGAAGAAGAGAAGUAUUUGUCCAAAACAAAGCUGUAUCUUUUAUCCAAGUGUGGGCCGGUCCAACAGUUUGUCCGACGCGUUGAUUACCUUUUUUAUCAGAAUCUAGUCGAAGUUCUCAUUCCAGAUGUCCUUAGGCCAAUUCCAAGUUCAUUAACGCAAGUAAUUCGCAACUUUGCAAAAGGCCUGGAAUCGUGGCUGACAGCAGCCAUGACAGGCUGCCCCGAGGAAAUGGUGAACAUCAAAGUGUCUGCCGUUAGUGCCUUGGCACAGACUUUACGGCGCUACACCUCACUAAACCAUCUCGCUCAAGCCGCGCGUGCUGUCCUUCAGAACUCUGCACAGAUAAAUCAGAUGCUGGUUGACCUUAAUCGAGUUGAUUUUCAUAAUGUACAAGAACAGGCAUCGUGGGUUUGUCAGUGUGAUGAUGGAAUGGUGCAGCAACUGGAAGCUGACUUCAAGGUGACAUUACAACAGCAAAGUUCUUUGGAAGAGUGGGCGGCGUGGCUGAAGGGUGUUGUUACGCAGGUGCUGAAACCUUAUGAAGGGAAACCAAACUUUGCCAAGGCCGCAAGACAGUUUUUACUCAAAUGGUCAUUUUAUAGCUCAAUGGUCAUCAGAGACCUAACCCUCCGAAGCGCGGCAAGCUUUGGCUCCUUUCAUCUGAUCCGUCUGUUGUAUGAUGAAUACAUGUUCUUCCUUAUCGAGCACCAGGUGGCGUUGGAGACAGGGGAGACUCCGAUUGCAGUCAUGGGAGAGAAAUACAAUAACAAUCCGUCCAGUGUAAGUGGCUACCUCCAGCCAGGGCCGUGUAAUGGGGGCAUGACUCUUACUAUGGGAGUUCCUGUCUCUAUUGGAGGGAAGAUGUCUCCCACAACCCUGCUUGUUGGAAAUAGUGAAGUGAACCACCAUCCAGUAGCCACAAAGCGCCUCAAGAUCAGCUAACAACUACAUCAAUUCUAGUCAUGGGGAGAUGAAUAUUUACCUCAGAUUUCAUCUUGCCACCUUAUGCCAUAUUUAUCAGAGGCUUAGAGCAACAGCUUGUGAAAUAUAAUUCAUUAUAGCAGAAUGCUCCAAUAAGUAGGGGACCAUCCAUGCAUUUGGCAUCUGUUCAGAUUACAACGUAACUUUUUAAGCGUACCAGAAAAUAAAUUUGAGGUGUAAAUGCUAGCUUGGCGACGAAACUUGAAAAGUAUGUAUAUUUGUCAAGCUGAAUGCUGCAAUUAAAUUUAAAUAUCUGCAAGAGACAAAGAACAGGAAAUAUUUUACAUAAAAUGAAGAUAACUGAAACAUGUUGUUUAUGUUUUUAGUUGGGACUAGACAGGGCAUUUAGAAAGCUAUUUUAUUAUAAGGUGUAGUUCAGUUCUUUUGGUUUCAUGGUGCUGUAGAAAGAUUUACUAAUAUUGUAUUGUGUACCUCACCAAGUAUUUGGAGGUUAUGUUAUGUGUGUAUGUAAGUAUACACUCCCUCCGCUUUUGCUGAUUUUGGAAGGAUAAAAAAAAAGUUGCAAUUUUUCAUUCGACGAAUAGUAUUUAUCCUUCCGACAGCUCUUUGUAAGUACUUAAUACGUGGUUUAUGAAAGGUGACAUGUUGCACAUUUUACAUCAUUGUUGUGCCUCAAAGUUUCAAAUUUGUCUCAUGUUCUAAUAAUGCAAUGGGUGCCAAUAUUCAAUAUGUAUUAGCGUACAUAUAACAUAAUUUAAUGCACUUCUGAGUUUAGAUGUUGGGUGAACAAGUUUUUAAUACUUCAGGUUUGUUGAACUUAUUUCUGUUUCAUGUUAUGUAACAGAAGUAUUCAUUAACUUUUUUAUUCUACGCAAGGAUGGUUUCAAGUUGACUUUUAGAAAAUAUUUUCUGCGUGCGCAGAAUAUGCCGGUCUAGCGUAUCGUUACUUUAAGAACAAUUUCGUAUAAGUCAUGCAAUCAUAUGGCACCGCUUAAAAUGAAACUGAAUUUAAUGUGUGAUGUGAUUCAUAAUAAUGCUCUCUGUUUUGUAAUCAGCAUCACAGUUACGUGUUUUCGUGUCGUGUGAAACUACAUCAGAACAGCACCAUGUUGCCAAACAACUAUACAAUAUAAUACAUAAGAGAGUUACUAUUUGUGUUCUCAGCACAAAAUCCACAGAAUGUUGACGAGCUUAUUCAAAAAAAAAAAAAUGAAGAGUUAGGCACAUUCACACCAAAAUCCUGAUCAAGCAAGAAUUUAUAACAUUGACUAAAAAACAUUCUUCCUGCUGCAUUUUUGCUCAAUAUUCCAUCCAUCCAUAAAGUAAAUUAUUCUUUUUAAUUGUUAAUUGUAAUGGAGAAGGAAUGAGGAGGGUCUGAAUAUGUAGGAUUCUGAUACAUUCCUUAAAAUACAAUAUGAGUACAAUAUUAGUUUUGUUAAUUAUA
Messenger RNA from Zootermopsis nevadensis, 3530 nucleotides. RefSeq names its product regulatory transcription factor Rfx (gene Rfx). The record is from RefSeq and is a predicted model, not a curated record. Gene Ontology annotation, biological process: regulation of transcription by RNA polymerase II. Lineage: Eukaryota; Metazoa; Arthropoda; Insecta; Blattodea; Termopsidae. Gene Ontology annotation, molecular function: RNA polymerase II cis-regulatory region sequence-specific DNA binding; DNA-binding transcription factor activity, RNA polymerase II-specific.